Messenger RNA from Pomacea canaliculata, 6481 nucleotides. RefSeq names its product C-myc promoter-binding protein-like. Gene Ontology annotation, cellular component: cytoplasmic vesicle. Gene Ontology annotation, molecular function: protein binding. The record is from RefSeq and is a predicted model, not a curated record. Gene Ontology annotation, biological process: regulation of Rab protein signal transduction. NCBI's taxonomy places the organism in Eukaryota, Metazoa, Mollusca, Gastropoda, Architaenioglossa, Ampullariidae.
GUCAUUUACAUUUAGUCCAAUAUGGCUGACGGGAAAAAGGAUUUCUCGUCGACGUCAUGCAAGGAUUGGACAUAUCUAAGAACAUAAUUUGUCAGUGCCUGUCUUGUUUAAUUUAACUGUAUUUCUGUCUGCCUUAUGAAUGAGGACUAACUCACAGUUCAAGACUAGGAGAAGUCUGGCCUAAAGUGUGUGGAGCUCUAAAGUGGACAUUAAUAGUAUUGAAAGUGAGAGAUCGUAUUGUGGUCCAUUACCUCAGCCUUCUUCGGGUCAUGCUGAGAAUGUCGGCUAUAGACAACAGUAGCCACCCAUCCUGACCCUUUCUUGCUUCUGGAAAAUGGAUGAGCAGCGAGUAGCAGAUUACUUUGUGGUUGCGGGGCUAGGCGAAGGGGCCCUGCCUUUAGAAGAGAUUUCCAAUGAGGCUGCCAUCAAACCCAGCUAUCACCAGGAUCCCAUUAUAGACAUUGCUGUCAUCAACCGCAGUGCUGGCGAGAAGGUUCCAAACAACUAUAAUUGUCUCGAACUAACACCUACUGGUUUCCCUGCCAACUUAAAUCAUGGUGCCAUCCGAUGCCCAGACCUCUUUAUCUGCUACAGACGAGGGCGUGACAAGCCACCACUCAAGGACAUUGGAAUUUUGUACGAGGGUAAGGAACGGGUGAUGGAAGGUUGUGAAGUGGUCCACACUACUCCUUUUGGCCGCCCAGCCAAUGUCAACAAUAGCAAUAGCAGUCGCAUCUACAUUACCUACCGCCGUGCUUCAGACACUGCAGCUAGUGACACACUGGUGGUGGUGGAUUUGUGCAUAAUACUGGGAAAUAAGGGGGAAGAGCCACCACUUACGUACAAUCAAAUUCACAAGAACCUAAACAAGGGCAUGGUGGGUUCAGAUGUAUUCCUGUGUUACAAGAAAGCCAUGGUGAAAACGGAUGUGCUUGCUUACAAACCAACAAUCUUAGGCAGGUACCCAGAAGAAGAUUAUGAAAACUUCCCUUUGCCAGAAUCGGUUCCUAUGUUUUGCUUACCCAUGGGUGCCACAGUAGAGAGCUGGUCAGCCAAGGCAAAGCACCCUUUACCCACCUUCUCUACCUUCAUCCUCACUCUUGCAGGUGGUGAAAAGGUCUAUGGAGCAGCGGUUUCCUUUUACGAGGAGUUCCCAGAAAGUCAGCUGACAGAUAUGCAGAUGCGUGCUUUGGGACUAAAGAACCGUAGCAUUCGAGAACAGUACAACAUUCAGAGGACUGUCCAUGUUCGGAAAGCAAUUUGUCUGCUGUCACACUGGCCAUUCUUUGAUGCCUUUAAGAAAUUUUUGUCCCAACUGUACAAAAUGUCUGUCACUGGUCCCCACACUGUGCCAAUAGAACGACAUAUUUCACACUUCAUGUAUGAUGUUCCAUACCCUUCACCUCAGCGACCUCGUAUUUUGGUGCAGCUUGCUCAUGGUUCGCUGUCACUGUGCAUGCCAGAGGACUCACCACUUCCACAGAGUGGUGCCUCGUUCAUCACGUUGCUGCGAAAUCUAGGGCCAGAAUUAUGUAUUAACCUGCUUCUGUACACACUGCUGGAGAAUAAGAUCCUUUUACACUCAUUACGCCCGACUGUCCUGACUGAGGUGGCAGAGGCUGUGACCUCAAUGAUUUUUCCAUUCCACUGGCAGUGCCCAUACAUCCCACUGUGCCCACUGGGACUUUCAGAUGUUCUAAAUGCUCCGUGUCCUUUUAUUGUGGGCAUUGAUUCUCGUUACUUUGAUUUGUAUGAUCCUCCACCUGACAUCAUUUGUGUGGACCUGGAUACCAGCAGGAUUUGGUUACCAGAAGACAAGAAACAGUUGAUAUUCAAGAUAAUGCCAAAGAAGGCAGUGCGAUUGCUGCAAGAUUCUCUUUAUCGUCUGUUUGAAAUGGCUGCACCAGACACACCGCAAGGCAAUGAAGAUCUCAAUGUAGAGAUGGCUAAUGUAGACUUUGACUUCAAACGAAAAAAGAAACAGAUGCAGAUGGAGCUUCUCAUUCAGGAGGCCUUUCUGCGUUUCAUGGCUAUCCUGUUGCGUGACUAUAAACAGUACCUCAACCCCAUCACGAAGCAACCCAACAGUCGUGCAACUGAUGCAAGCUCCUUGUUUGAUAUGCAAGGUUUCUUGAAGAGUAGAGAUAAAGCCAACAUCAAGUUCUAUACACAGAUGAUGAAGACACAGAUGUUCUUUCGUUUCAUUGAAGAAAGGUCUUUUGUAUCUGACAAAGAUGCAAGCCUGGCUUUCUUUGAUGAAUGCACAGAGACCAUUAGCAUGAAUGAUGAAACACGUGAAGAUAUCAGACUCAUAGAGAUAGACAAUUCCAAAACAAGUGACAGAACAGUAUUCAUCACACCUCCAGAGCCUGUUGGCUUACCAGAGGGUGUAACUUACAGUUACGAUAGUUUCCCCCAGCUUAAACCAGAACUAUUUCUGAAGAAGAAGCUGUCCACUCUGUCUUUGCCUGGCAAACAGGCUGUAUGUCCCAACAGUCCACUAGCUCGGCGAUCCAAACAGGAGAUCAAGUCUUCUCAGAAACUUGCACUGCAACAUUUAGGCAAGCCAAAUAGUUGGGCACGGUGCCUGCUGGCUCAGUGCUACAGCCUCUGGUUUAUCAGUUUUCCGGCUUUUAUCCACUGCCAUCCAAAGAAGCUAGAGGCUCUCAAAGUGGGGUUAGCUGUCCUGCAAAAGAUGCAAGCAGCCAGACCACCUUUUGUAGAUCAGGUGUGUUAUCGGGUGCUCAUGCAGUUGGCUGGGCAGUAUAACAAGCCAGGUCUUGCUGUGCAAGUAUUGUCGCUUAUGAAAAAAAAUGGUGUACAGCCCAAUGCCAUUACGUAUGGCUACUACAACAGGGUCAUGCUAGAAGCCAAAUGGCCAUCCCCAAUGUCCAAGGGAAAACUAAGGUGGACCAAAAUCCGCAACGUCAUAAUUGGUGUAGCCCAGUUUCGCAAGGCCAUACGACGACGUUCUUUGUCGUUGUACUCUAACUCGGGCUCUGAGUAUGAUCAGAUCAGUCAUGCCAGUGUCGACAGCUAUCUUGAUGACCAUGGGGACAAACCUGCUACAGAGACAAGUAUUAAACCUGUCUUCACGCCUGAUAUACAGGACACUAAUGCUGGUGUUGCUAGCCUUGGGGACACUGGCAGUGGGAGCAUGACAGAAGGAGGUGGCAUGACAACAGUUCCUGCCAACAUGGAGGACAGAAUAAGUACAGGAGGGGUCUCAGAUAUGGGCUACAACUCAAUGACUCAGGAGGAUGUUCAUCAUUUAUCCAAACUGAUGAGUGUAGAAGGAGAGAGCUUACCCUCAUCAACUUCUUCACCCACAACCUCUGAGUCUGAUCCUUCAAACACAAGACCAAAAUCCAAGUCAGACUCUUGGAACCCUCUUCGUCUCAGUUUCCGACAAAGAAAACCACGACACCAUGUAGAGAAACAUAAAACAGGCAGCAUUGUCCGCAAGUCCAUCUCCUCCUUCUCAGAGCAGGAUAACAUCGAGAAUAUGAAGGGAAUUUUGUUUGGAAGCUCAGCAGGUUUGCUAAUGGUGAGCCAAGUAUUCCUGGAACAUGGCUCUUACUUGGCCAGUGGAGAUCUACGACAGGAAAUGGAAGAAGCAUCCAGAAGGCGUCACAAGAGUGAAGGGGCAGGAGGACCAAAACCUGCUCGUUCCAUGAGCUUAUUUGCUUCCUGGCGUCCUAAAAGUAGCACCAAUGGAGACUCCAGUAAGGUGACACCUGUGAGAUUCUCGGAACUAGUGCGCAGUGAGGAAGAUGAUGUGUCAUUUUCAAGCGUUCAUUCAACAGACAAUGUGCACCAGAAGGCAGAUGUUACCACAGUACUAAUUAGUGACUUCCCAUCUGAAGAGAAGUCUGAAAUAAAAGACAGUGGAGUGGAACUUGAUGAAAAUCAGCCUCUUGGCGGGGAAAAUGAGACUGGAGUGGCAGAAGGAGGGUGCGGGGAAGGCACUUCUCUAAUCGAGUUAGCGAUGGAAGAAAAAUACAGUAUUGUGAGCACCAAAACAGAUAUGGAACAGCUGGUAGACAUGGAGGAGAGAAAUGGGUGUGAAGCAGGAGGCAAGGGUGAUGGGAACAGAAAUGGUGUGGAUCUCACUCAGGUUGUGUUCGUGGGUGACCUAGGUUCACGAUUAGGAUGUGUUUUACCUGUGACACUGGAGGAGCAGCCAGAUAGUCCAGAUAAUAUGUGCAAUAGCAGAACAGAGGAAAAUGCAGUUUUGAGGGGUGUGGAUAGAUUUGUGAGCACAAGUGACAGUAGCAAGUCUCCCUCCACAUUGGAAUCAGUGGUACGUCGUGCAAGUGACACAAUGGCUUCCUUUAAAACCCCUGCAUCCCUGGCAGCUUUAGGACGCACCAUGAGUACAGGCGCUCAGCCUGGAACAGCCCCAAGUACUCCUAGUAAAAAACAGAACAGUAGUCAGGACUCUGUGAACUCAGUUUCAGAACCACAGAAGUCCACUGAGAGUACAUCAGAGUACACUUUCCGCAGAUCUCAUAGUUUACGUCUCACAAACGACAUGAUGCAGAAAACCAAUGAGGCGAUCAGUGGCUUUCUUAGGUUUGCAUCCAAAGCAGCUUAUAGUAAACUUAAUGAGCUCAAGCAGUCAAUCACCACACCUAUUCGCAAUGCCACCAGCCAGUCUUCUCUUGCUCGUUCCAGUGAGGAACUAGAUGGGGCAGGAUCUGAUCGUGGCAGUGCUGUUGGUUGUGAUGAUGGCAACAGUAGCACCAGUGGCACUGUCAAGGAACGGCAGCGUAUGGGUGGCAGCCAGGAUAUGCUAAGCACCAGUGAAAGCAGCUUCACAGAGAGUGUAGGCCAGCGACAUUCUCAGACUUCUUUUGGUAGCGUUCCUUCUCCUUCAUACCUGGACAAUUUUUGCCCAUUACGAGAAAUCCGUUCCAACAGCAUAGGAGCAAACAUCAAUGACAACAGUCUUAUGACUAUCGCCAUGGAAGUGGAAAUGUCAUCCUGCUCUCGCUGUGGGCGAUGUCAUCGCCUUGUCUAUGAUGAAGAAAUCAUGGCCGGGUGGUCUGCAGAUGAUUCCAACCUCAACACCUCGUGUCCAUUUUGCCCUGCCAAAUUUGUGCCUAACCUGCAAGUCUAUGUGAAGGAUUGGCGUGGUCAGCGAAAGUCUAUGAUGCUGUCCACAGAAUCCAGUCCAGAGGGUUUGUGUCCCUCAGCAGAUCCCGCUCUUUCUCCGACCAGCCCCACUCAUAUUUCAUUGACUCCUACCCUCAAGGAGUCAACUGCUUUGAAUGAAAAUGAGGUGGGCAGUGACAAAGAUGAUGCUGACAUUCCUGAGACUAUGGUCAGUUCCAUGCACCUGGAUGAAUUCCCACUUAGCUUGGAAGAGGCAGCAGUCGCUGUUAGGCGGCGGUGUACGAGUGAAUGCCUCAGCAGUAUUUCAGAGACAUUUGGCUCUGGGGAUGGUGGUGCUGGGAAUGGCUACUACAAUGUCUACCCCGGUGGCACAGGUCCUUCAAAAUCUCCCCUUAACUUGUCAGGAGAUGAUGAGGUUGAUCUACCCACUCAUCCUUCACCUGUGCCUGAAAUGAAAAAAGAUUUUAUGACAAGGAGUACCUGCACAGCAGAACCCCAGGUAUUUCCAUACCUGAGCCCUCUGGUGCUAAGGAAAGAACUAGAGUAUGUAAUAGAUCAUGAAGGAGAUCUGUGUCUGGCCAGCCAGUCCUUCUUGGAGCAGCAUCCAAUUUUGUUCUGGAACUUGAUUUGGUAUUGGCGAAGGCUUGAAGUGCCAACCCAUCUCUCUAAUUUCCUUUUAAGUACAGGCAGCAUAUGUUCUCCAGAGACAUUGACAAAACAACAAGAUAUGUAUGACAGUCAGAAUGUCUUGGUGCGAACUCUUUGGGAUAAUGUGAGAAUCCACGAUGAGGUGGGACUGCCCAUGUACAUGGCUUGGAAUGCAGGUCACAGAUCAACAGUUGUUGAUGCAUUGGUCACAGAGGCAGAGUCAUUCAGCAGGCCAUUAAUGUACCAGAUCAUCUCAUCAAUUCAACGUAGUGAUAUGCUGAAUGCCAUUAAGCAGGUGAUGGGAGGGCGCCGCAGGCUUGGGCAAAAGCGACGAUUCCGCAGCAUGUACCGUGAAAUUCUUUUCCUGUCUUUUGUGGCAUGUGGUCGAGAAAAUAUUGAUCAUGAUGCAUUUGAUAGAGAGUAUGCUCUUGCCUUUAAAAAACUGUCCCAAGGAGAGAUCCGUAGACUGCAACCUGAUGAUAAGCCUCGCUCCAAUCAUAUUUUGUGGUGUCGACGAGUAUUUUCAGAACUUGAGGUGUAGGCAAUGGACCACACAAAAUCUACACAAGGUUUAAUCAUUUUUUCUGAGAUGGAUCAGUAUUCCUAAGAGACAUAUGUGUCACUUGUUGCAGUCAGGAAGUUGCUGUUGUGUUUAAUGGUGCUCUUAAUGCUAAGAGACACUUGUGUGAUUAUGGUUGAAAGGAUUUUUUUUCCU